Messenger RNA from Closterium sp. Yama58-4, 1110 nucleotides. NCBI's taxonomy places the organism in Eukaryota, Viridiplantae, Streptophyta, Zygnematophyceae, Desmidiales, Closteriaceae. The record is from the annotation of a GenBank genome assembly.
AUGCUGUCCAACAGGUGUGCCUCCCUGCAUCAGACGAGGAGGGAGGAAUGGAGGGUGACGAGAGAAGCAGCAGACGAGGAGGAGGAAUGGAGGGUGACGAGAGAAGCAGCAGACGAGGAGGAGGAAUGGAGGGUGACGAGAGAAGCAGCAGACGAGGAGGGAGGAAUGGAGGGUGACGAGAGAAGCAGCAGACGAGGAGGAGGAAUGGAGGGUGACGAGAGAAGCAGCAGACGAGGAGGAGGAAUGGAGGGUGACGAGAGAAGCAGCAGACGAGGAGGAGGAAUGGAGGGUGACGAGAGAAGCAGCAGACGAGGAGGAGGAAUGGAGGCAGACGAGGAGGAGGAAUGGAGGGUGACGAGAGAAGCAGCAGACGAGGAGGAGGAAUGGAGGGUGACGAGAGAAGCAGCAGACGAGGAGGAGGAAUGGAGGGUGACGAGAGAAGCCGCAGACGAGGAGGAGGAAUGGAGGGUGACGAGAGAAGCAGCAGACGAGGAGGAGGAAUGGAGGGUGACGAGAGAAGCAGCAGACGAGGAGGAGGAAUGGAGGGUGACGAGAGAAGCAGCAGACGAGGAGGGAGGAAUGGAGGCAGACGAGGAGGAGGAAUGGAGGGUGACGAGAGAAGCAGCAGACGAGGAGGAGGAAUGGAGGGUGACGAGAGAAGCAGCAGACGAGGAGGAGGAAUGGAGGGUGACGAGAGAAGCAGCAGACGAGGAGGAGGAAUGGAGGGUGACGAGAGAAGCAGCAGACGAGGAGGAGGAAUGGAGGGUGACGAGAGAAGCAGCAGACGAGGAGGAGGAAUGGAGGGUGACGAGAGAAGCAGCAGACGAGGAGGGAGGAAUGGAGGGUGACGAGAGAAGCAGCAGACGAGGAGGAGGAAUGGAGGCAGACGAGGAGGGAGGAAUGGAGGGUGACGAGAGAAGCAGCAGACGAGGAGGAGGAAUGGAGGGUGACGAGAGAAGCAGCAGACGUGAUAUGACUUACGUCUGCAGCUGGGCAAGGGCUCUUCUCCGACCCGCCUUCUCUGUGUCGCUUCUCCUACCGCGAGCUGCAGCAGCCAGCAGGGUACUUCAAUGCGUCUUUCGCGUUGAAGCUGAGCAAGGGCAGCUUUAG